Molecule: messenger RNA, 2120 nt
Organism: Vigna radiata var. radiata (mung bean)
Lineage: Eukaryota; Viridiplantae; Streptophyta; Magnoliopsida; Fabales; Fabaceae
Product: cysteine-rich receptor-like protein kinase 25
Exons: 7
Coding region: 1-2010 (669 amino acids)
Biological process (GO): protein phosphorylation
Molecular function (GO): ATP binding; protein kinase activity
Source: RefSeq, a predicted model, not a curated record
AUGGCUUCGUAUCUCAAAUACGUGAUACCCUUUAUAUUUUCUAUCAUCUUCAACUUCUCUGCCAUUAGAGCACAGGGCCUUUCUUAUCAGUACCAAGUUUGUUCAACAAACAAAUUCACUCCCAAUAGCACCUUCCAAAGCCAACUCACAACCCUCUUCUCUUCCUUAACUUCUGAAGCCUCCAAGAAUGUCCAAUUCUUCAACAACACCAUCACUGGGACAAACUCUUCCUACACAGUCUACGGAUUAUUCAUGUGCAGGGGUGACAUCCCCUCCGACAUGUGCAAUCACUGUGUCGGAAACGGAACACAGAGACUAUCCACACACGCAGACUGCACCUUGUCCAAAGCAGCAGUGGUGUAUUACGAUGAGUGCAUAGUUAGGUAUUCCAACCGUUCUUUCUUCUCCACCCUAACCAUGCAAGCUGGUUAUGCCCUUUGGAACCCCACCAAUAUGACCAACCAAGAAAGCUUCAAGACUUUACUGUAUGACACCAUGAACAAAACUACGGAUGAAGCAGCCCAUUUUCCUACUGGUUCUAAAAAGUUCGCCACAAGGGAAACAAGCAUAGACAUAUUUCAGAAGCUUUAUUGUCUUGCUCAGUGCACACAAGACCUGUCUCCCGGCGAUUGCAGAAGCUGUCUCGAUAGCUUGAUAAACUUUGAUCUUCCGGACUGCUGUGCAGGAUCCCAGGGAGGAAGAGUUUAUUACCCGAACUGCAUCAUCAGGUUCGAAAUUUACCCUUUUUUUCGAUCCCUUUCAACGGCACCAACACCAUCACCGGCAGGACUAGUUCCUCCGGCCAAUUCAGGAGAAAAUGAAAGAAGUCGAUCUCGAACAAUUACCUUAAUUGUUGUUCCCAUUGUUAGUUUGGCGACUUUCUUGAGUCUAAUUUACUAUAUUCUCAGGAGAAGAGCGAGGAAGCUUCGUAAGAUUCUUCUUAGAAAAAAUUUUGGGGAAGAAAGUUCCACUCUAGAGGGAUUGCAAUUUGAUUUGGCUACCAUUAAAGUAGCAACAAAUAAUUUUUCCCUUGAGAACAAGAUUGGAAAAGGUGGAUUUGGAGAGGUUUAUAAGGGUAUUCUUGUUGAUGGGCGACAUAUAGCUGUUAAAAGACUUUCAACUAAUUCUAGACAAGGUUCAGUCGAGUUUAAAAAUGAAAUUUUAUUGAUAGCUAAACUCCAACAUAAAAAUCUUGUGGCGUUGAUAGGAUUUUGUUUGGAAGAAGAAGAGAAAAUCCUUAUUUACGAGUAUGUAUCAAAUGGUGGUUUGGACUACUUUUUAUUUGGGAAUCAAGAGGGGAAGUUAAAUUGGUAUCAACGUUAUAAGAUUAUUAAAGGAACUGCUCUUGGAAUUCUUUAUUUACAUGACUAUUCUCGACUUAAAGUUAUUCAUCGUGAUCUUAAACCAAGUAAUAUUUUAUUGGAUGAAAAUAUGGAUUCUAAAAUAUCAGAUUUUGGAUUGGCUAGAAUUAUAGACAUAGAGCAAAAUCGCGUGGAAACUAAACGCAUAGUUGGAACAUAUGGUUACAUGUCACCUGAAUAUGCAAUGUUUGGACAAUUCUCAGAAAAAUCAGAUGUGUUUAGUUUUGGAAUUAUUAUUUUUGAGAUUAUUACUGGUAAGAAAAAUGGAAAUUCUUAUGGACCAAACCAAGGUGAAGAAGGCUUGAUGAGUAAUGUUUGGAGAAAUUGGACGAAUCGAACACCAUUGAGUAUAGUUGAAUCAAAUAUGAAAGAAAUAUAUUUUGAAAGUGAAGUGAUUCGUUGCAUUGAAAUUGGUUUAUUAUGUGUCCAAGAAAAUCCAGAUGAUAGACCUACAAUUGCAGAAGUUGUUUCUUAUCUUAAUGAUCUCACACUUGAAUUGCCAUCUCCUCAAGAACCAGCAUUUUUCUCUCAUGCAAUAGAUCCAAAAAUAGUCAUGCAGCAGCAGGGGUCAAGUUCCAACUCAUCUGUUGUUGCUUCCAUACCAUUUUCUAUCAAUGAAAUGUCUAUCAGUGACUUUUAUCCACGAUGAUAUAUAUGUUAGCUUUAUUCUAAAUAUAUCUUUACUUUCUAGAUGACUAUCAUCUAUGAAUAAUUUUCAUUUUUAAUAAUGUGACUGUUUUGAAAAAAAAAAUUCUUAAU